Molecule: messenger RNA, 1566 nt
Organism: Closterium sp. Naga37s-1
Lineage: Eukaryota; Viridiplantae; Streptophyta; Zygnematophyceae; Desmidiales; Closteriaceae
Source: the annotation of a GenBank genome assembly
AUGCGACGAGUUGCAUGUAUACGUCGCAGACACGGCAAAGGCAUGGCGACCACAUCAUCAGCCUCCCGCGCAACUUGUCAUGACGGGUCGUGCACAGAGGGCGGGGAGAGGGUGGAGAGAGUUGACGUUCCGAUCACUCAGUCAACCGAAGAGAGUCGAGACAAGUAUGAUGCGACGACAGAGAGCUUUCUCACGCGCGAGAGCUGUUCCGACUUUGUUGCUAUUGACAUUUUGGAGGAGGGAGCCACAGUGACUGCAGUCGAUCCCGGCCGGAUAGAUCUGCAUUAUUCGGAUGUUAGAGAGCCGUGGGGAUAUGAUCCACAUCCCGAGCUUGGAGUGCGGCCUUGCUCGGUGGCAUCUUUCUUCAUCAUGCAGGCCUCUGUGGCGCGGCACGCCGACACGACUCGUGGCAUGGUGGCCGCCGAACCGAGGCACAGAUCCAGUGCUGGUGAGACAGCUGUUGGAUCAGACGGGGAUAGAGGGACCGCGGAGCACGCUCGACGCUGGGUGGAUAGGCGCUCCCGUGGCGGGAAGAGGAGUGGGUCGGGCGCUGCAGUGCAAGAGGAGGUUAUGGAAGAUCCGGAUGAGCUGAUCGAGGAGGUGACAGUGGCUCAAAGGUUUAGUGACACUAGUGAAGACCCCCUGCCGUGCGUGGUCAGUGAGUUAGGCGGGUGGUCAGUGAGGGGAGCUGUGGUGAGGAUGGACGGCGAGCCACAUGGCGUGUUCGCAUACAGCAAGGUGUUUGAUCAGCUGGGCACCAUCUACUACGAGGAUAGCGCUCUACCAGGAGACGCCUCCUCGCCUUCCUCCUCCUCUUCAUCCUCUUCCACCUCCUCUGCUAGUGUUCUCACUGUGCUGGCUGCGAGGGCAGGAUCUGAGUACGCUGGUGAGAGACCUCGGUGCUCCCUCCUUCCCCUCCUUUCCCCCCUUGCUUCCCAUCCUUUCCCCCCCGUUGCUUCCCCUCCUUUCCCCCCCUUGCUUCCCCUCCUUUCCCCCCCUUGCUUCCCCUCGUUUCCCCCACUGCUUCCCCUCCUUUCCCCCACUGCUUCCCCUCCUUUCCCCCAUUGCUUCCCCUCCUUUCCCCCACUUUUUCCCCUCCUGUCACGCGCUGCAUCCCAUCCUUUCCCCAACCCCAUCCGCGAUCCUUUCCCCCCCGUGCUUCCCCUGAUUUCCCCCACUACUUCCCCUCCUUUCCUUCCCUCCUUCCCCCUGUCUCCCACACUGCUUCCCCUUAUCUUCCCCACUCCUUCCCCUCCUUUCCCCCACUGCGUCCCAUCCUUUCCUCCACUGCAGCCCUCCUUUUACCCCCGUGUUUCCCCUACUUUUCCCCCCUGUUUCCACUUUCCACUUCAGUACCGUAGUAACACCAGCGUUAACCCAUGUUACCCUCUCUGCCUCAUCCCAUCUGUGCCUCAUCCCUUCUCACCCCAUCCAUCCUCUGCGCAUCCCUUCUCACCCCGCCCUCCUUACCACCAUCCACUCAGGUUCAGCAGCGUUGUGGACGGACGGCAACUGGCAUAUUUGCUCUGCAGCAACAAAUGUGGUACUUCAGCCCCAAAAGCAUAG